GAACGCCAUCUUGGAGAAAUAAAUAAGCAGCUUAAGGACAGGCUUGACGCAGAAAGUGCCUCUUUUAGAGCCAUUCAAGGAUCUUGGGCUUCUGAUGGAGUAGUAACCAACAAUGCAUUCUCCUUGCAGCCAUCUCAAUCCAACAACAUGGAUUGUGAACCCACUCUACAAAUAGGGUUUCCGCAGCUUGUUCCUCCAGAAGCAGCCAUAACGAGGAACACAGGCGGAGAGAACAAUUUUAUGCUAGGUUGGGUUCUUUGAACAAUUUGAAUCCAAAAAGACAUUUAUAUGGUUUGUAUGAUCUUUUGGAUCGGUCCUUGUGUGCUGACCGUACCUUGUUCCUACUUUAGUUCCUGUGCACUGCAACUGCUGAAUCUUAACUGGUUUUUGCUGGACAAUUCAUAAGACUAAAUGUUCUUGUUGGCUUCAAAUUAUAUAAUGUCAGCCUAAGCAACGUGAUCAGUUGCUUGUCCGUGUAUAAGUUCUGCGAGAGUAACAAUAUUAAUCAAAUUAUGCGGCCAUCAGAAUUUAAGAUGUUUCUUA
Molecule: messenger RNA, 543 nt
Organism: Elaeis guineensis (African oil palm)
Lineage: Eukaryota; Viridiplantae; Streptophyta; Magnoliopsida; Arecales; Arecaceae
Source: RefSeq, a predicted model, not a curated record